AUUUUACUAUGGUCUUGAAAAUGGAGUAUAUUCAAAGAAAGUAAAUAGUAAAUUUUGUUGAAAUAAUAAUAAUAUUUAGCAUCUUCAGGUUUGUCAAUGAAUUUUACAUUUCUAAGGCGGUGCAUAUAUCAAAGGUCACCCCCUUUGAUACCAAGUUGUCCAGUUGCAUAAGAAAAUUCAUCAUUGAAAUGGAUUCUCAAUUGAAAUUAACAUGAAAAAGUGAAAUUUCCACUAAUACCUAGAAUAUCACGUGUAUGUAUGUCUUGACGAGAAAAAAAGAAUUUGAAAAUGAGCCAUCUCUCCCCCUUCCGGUUGAACCCGAAUCUUGGACCUGACUUAGGAGGUACAGCACCAAACCCUAAGAAACGGAGAAAAAACUCCCAAGUACCCAUACAGACUCCCCCAAAUGUUCAAGAUCUUCUACCACCACCUCUGACAGGUUAUGGCGACACAAUUGUUGCUUCCAACCCAUUUGACGAUUGUCCUAGUAAUGUUAAUUCAAUGGGUUCUGUCAGGAAUAAUUCAAAUAUGGGUAUGCAAGGAAAUAUGCCAAUGGGAGUUAAUGCGAUGGGUAUGUGUAGGCCAAUGGGUCCAGGUAUGGGAAUGAAUUCUCCAAUGAUGCAUAGCCCCAACGCUCAUCAUGGUAUGAUGAACAAUCAAGUGAUGAUGAAUAAUCCAAGAAUGAAUGGACCUAUGGGUAACCACAUGGGUCCUCACAUGAUGCACAGUCCCAACGGACCCAUGCAUGGUAUAUCUGGACCUGUUCAUAGCCCAAUUGGAAAUAUGAAUUCUGGAAUACAAGGUCCUCAUAUGCCUGGAAAUGGGAGUUCCAUGAGUGGUCCAGGGCCUAUUAAUAAUGGACCUAUGAAUGGGCCAAUGAAUGGUAUGAAUACCGGUAUGGGAGGAGGUAUGCAAAUGAAUGCCUCAAAUGCACCCAUGGGUCCUUCCUUGAACAACAAUUUCAUGAUGAAUAAUAUGUAUUCCAAACCCAUGCCAGUAAGUGCAGGCAAAGUAUACCCAGCAGAUCAGCCAAUGGUUUUCAAUGCUCAAAAUCCAAAUGCUCCCCCAAUUUAUCCCUGUGGAGUUUGCCAUAAAGAAGUCCAUGACAAUGAUCAAGCAAUAUUAUGUGAGAGUGGUUGUAAUUUUUGGUUUCACAGAGGUUGCACUGGCUUGACAGAAACAGCUUAUUCUCUUCUAACUGCAGAAGUUUACGCAGAAUGGGUGUGUGACAAAUGCCUUUCAUCUAAAACAAUUCCUUUGGUUAAAUUCAAACCAUAAACAAUAUUUGUGGAGAAGGAAAAUUUUACCCAAAGAUGCUAUUCUAGAAGACUGAGAGUGAUUCACAUUACAACCACUGUUUCUUCAUAGUCGAAUCUCAGGUGGUUGUGUGAUUGAAGCUUCAAUGGAUCUUCAUUCCAGUAUUUGGAUAUUUAAAUGACAUUAGGUAUAGAUAACAACAGUAACAGAAUUUUAAGAAAGGAAUUCCUUUCAUUUCAUUUUUGUAGCAAACUUCAAGAGAAAAUUCAAAUGAUUGCAGAUUCGGAAAGUAGUUGUAGUGAUAUAAAGGGUUUGCAGUUUCUCAUUAAUAACAUCCAUACACUCAUUUCACACACUCAUUGAAAAAUCGAGACUUGAUGGGCUCUUAUUCAAGCUGAAUGAAUUUUUGAAAGUACCAAGUUUUAAUACCCAAGAAAGCCUACUUAAACUUGAAUUGCAGUGCUAUAUUAAUUUUAUUUCAUUAAGAAACGUAUUAUGAAUAUUAUAACAUUAUCACAAAAUUGAGAUGAAAGAACUCUUGUAUUUGCUUUUAUAUAAUAUUGUUAGAUGUAUUACUUGAAAUAAUCGAAUUUCACUUAGUAGGCAGUUUGCAAGUAAUUUCACAGUAUUGUGAAGUUGAUGAAAAUCUUGUUCAAAUUAAAUAUAUGAGAAAUGUAAUAUUCCACCCUGAAGUGCCUAAACAGCAAAUAUUGUCGAAUUGUUAUACCUAAUCCUUUUUUUGAAUAUUGCCGAAAUUCAAAACCAUUUUUGUUCGGUUUAUCAGUGAUUUUAUUGAUGGCUGCAAAGGUGAUAGAGAUUCAAGCAAUAACAUCAAAUUAUGUGAAUGUAAAAUCAGAAUAGAUGGAGCUCUUUUGGUCUUGCCCUAUUUAAUAAAUUUUUUUAAUGUGCAAUUAUAGUUUAUAUACCUUUAGUAUAAUAGCAACAGUGAAUACUUGAAAACAAUUAAGAAAUAUCGACCUUAUUUGAGUAUUAUUUGUGGCUUCCUGUUCUGCAUAUUGGAAAGAAACAGUUUUUCUUACUGGGAUUUUGGAUUAUAUGCACUUUAUAAAAAUUAUCCUGUUGCCUUUGUUUAUGCCUAUAUCAAAGAAUUUUGAACUGCUACUGAAUUUGUAAAGUCACGACGUUUAUGGAAAUUUCUGUGCUUAAAUUAUACAAGAUAUCUCUAAA
This is a messenger RNA of Coccinella septempunctata (seven-spotted ladybird), 2445 nucleotides long. RefSeq names its product protein pygopus-like. The record is from RefSeq and is a predicted model, not a curated record. The transcript is spliced from 5 exons. Lineage: Eukaryota; Metazoa; Arthropoda; Insecta; Coleoptera; Coccinellidae. The coding region runs from base 289 to 1278 and encodes 329 amino acids.